UACGCUCAACCUGAGCAAGUGGCACUGAGUUAUGGAGGUGAUCCAUCAACUGUUUGGAUAACAUGGAUUACAUUCGACGAUACCUAUGCGUCUGUGGUGGAAUAUGGCACCAAAGAUUUGGAACGAAACGCCACCGGAGAUACUUCCCUAUUUAUAGAUGGUGGAUCCAAGAAAUCGAAACGUUACGUUCAUCGAGUCAGGCUCACUGAAUUGGAGCCCGGAACCACCUACGUUUAUCACGUUGGCUCUGAAUACGGUUGGAGUCCAAUAUUCCGUUUCACGGCACUCCAGGAAAGGCCAGAAGGUGGAUAUAUUUAUGCUGUAUACGGUGACCUUGGCAAUGUGAACGCCAGAUCGCUGGGUAAAAUACAACAACAAGCGCAACGGGGCGAUUUAGCAUACAAUCUUGACACGAGAAUCAGAAUUUUUAAAUUGAAAUUUCAGGAUGACGGUCAGUUUGGUGAUCAAUUCGGUCGUCAAAUUGAGCCGGUGGCUGCUUAUGUACCUUACAUGACGGUAGUUGGAAAUCAUGAGGAGGCAUAUAACUUCUCACAUUUUGUCAAUCGAUACACAAUGCCCAACAGUGAUCAUAACCUCUUUUACAGCUUCGACUUGGGCGCUGCACACUUCAUCGCAUUUUCAACGGAAUUUUAUUACUUUACGAAUUAUGGUUGGCAACAAUUAGCGAAGCAGUGGGAAUGGCUCAAUAAUGACCUGAAGCUGCGCUUCAUCUUCUUAAGCUUCAUUUAUUCACUCUACUGCCAGGUUGCUAAUCAAAAUCGUGAUAAGCGUCCAUGGAUCAUAACAAUGGGUCACCGACCGAUGUAUUGCUCGGAUUUCGACGAAGACGACUGUACGAAAUACGAGUCGAGAAUACGAGCAGGACUUCCAGAGACACAUGCGUAUGCGCUGGAAAAACUUUUCUACUCGUUUGGCGUAGAUCUGGAAAUUUGGGCGCAUGAACAUUCCUACGAAAGAAUGUGGCCAGUUUACAAUAGAACAGUUUACAACGGCACUCGUUCGCCGUACGUGGAUCCACCGGCUCCAGUGCAUGUUGUCACAGGAUCAGCGGUAAGGAUUAAGUUGGAUUCCACCGUUCGGUAG
Messenger RNA from Anisakis simplex (herring worm), 1104 nucleotides. Lineage: Eukaryota; Metazoa; Nematoda; Chromadorea; Rhabditida; Anisakidae. The record is from the annotation of a GenBank genome assembly.